AUGACGCUGUACCUGGGCUACGAUCGCCACAUCCGGUGCCUUCAAAACGGCUUCUUGGAAUUCGAUCUUCAGAAUCGCACGGCGGUGAUCUGGGAUGGCGGUAACAAAACUUUCACUCUGACCAACGUGAAGCAGUUCGGCCAGUCGGUGAUAUCCGUCCUCAAAAAUCCCAGGGAGACUAACAAGCAGGACCUUUAUGGCGCUUCCGAGGAGACCACCCAGAAAGAAAUUGUCGCGGCUCUAGAGAAGGUGACUGGUGCUCGGUGGACUAUCAAUGAUACCACCACGGGUGAGCAGGUUAGUGCCGCUGUCAAGAAGCUCAACGCCGGUGAUUUCACCGACGCCCUCGCCCUGGUCCGGGCCACCUGUUUUAGAAACACGCCUGACCUCCGUGCAAAUUAUGUCAAGGAGGAGAAGCUUGCGAACGAUGCGCUGGGGCAGCAGAUGGAAAGUGUCGAGGAUACCAUCAGGCGCAUUAUACAGUAG
Penicillium cinerascens is the source of this 486-nucleotide messenger RNA. RefSeq lists its product as uncharacterized. The transcript is spliced from 2 exons. NCBI's taxonomy places the organism in Eukaryota, Fungi, Ascomycota, Eurotiomycetes, Eurotiales, Aspergillaceae. The coding region runs from base 1 to 486 and encodes 161 amino acids. The record is from RefSeq and is a predicted model, not a curated record.